Messenger RNA from Priapulus caudatus, 1686 nucleotides. RefSeq lists its product as uncharacterized. Bases 797 to 1603 code for a protein of 268 amino acids. The record is from RefSeq and is a predicted model, not a curated record. NCBI's taxonomy places the organism in Eukaryota, Metazoa, Priapulida, Priapulimorpha, Priapulimorphida, Priapulidae. The transcript is spliced from 8 exons.
UGUAAAAUUAAUAUCAGAAUAGCUCAAAAAUUCCAAAUUCAAGAGAUUUACCUUUUUGGUGUGUAGUGAAAUUGAUCAAUGUAAAAUAUAUAUCAAGUCCUGAAUUUUGUUUAUAUUGAACAAAACAGUGAAAUAUUGGUUUAAUGUGCUAAGUGAAGAAAAAGGUAAUACAAAAAAAAUACUGUAUUUUCAGUUUAUAUUAUUUAAAAAAAUGUCAUUCCUGUAUAGUGAGAUAGGCAAUUUAGAACUAAUAGCCAUAUUAGGAAAGAUCAGCAAAUUAAAAUUGGAUUGCAGCAUUUUUUCCACAAUCAUAAUUGGUAUCAAUUCACCCAUAAAUCAAUUAAGUUGACAGGUAAGGUGUGCAAAGAGUUACCAAAUCCAUAAAUAGAAAAGUAAUUAUAUUUUUUACUAACAGGAUUGUGGAGGCAAAGUAGUGGCCAAAGUUGAACAAGGUUCACUGUGCUUCGUAAAAAGAGGCCAUAAGGUGCCACGACCUCAGACUGGUGUGUUUUACUACAGUAGCUACAUCGACAACUGUAUCAAGGAAGGCCAACUAUUGAGUCUGAAUAAGUACAGUAUUAGGAAUGAAGAUUAUUUGGAUGAUGAGCAGGUUAGAGAUGAAGACGUCGAUCCUUCUCCUGACGUUGGUGUACGCAAUAUACCAGUGCCCACGCAAAACACCAAGCGUUACACUUCCAGCCAUAAAGGACGAGUCGAGUACAAACCUGAGGAAGACCAGAGCAUUCUUGUCUACCUCAGAAAACACAACCUCCUCGGAAGUGUUAAAGGCCGGGCUAUGUGGGUGACGAUGGAGAAAAAAGGAGUACUGCCAGGCCGCACGUGGCAAAGUCUCAGGUGCCGAUACCUCAAAAUUAUCGCCGUUAACCAGGAUAACAUGUUUGCUCCAAAAGAUUCGAGCUCAACUUGGUUAAAAAAGAGAGUGAAACUAGUUGACGCCGUCGACCAAAUUAACACAGGCAACAAAGCCAACACGAGGGUCCGACAUUCCGACAGUGGGAGAACGGAAUCAAAAGACAGUAGCGGUAAAGUGAAGCUCAGUAUGGUGCCGUCGACCACAGCUGCGAGGUUAGACCAAACGGAGAGUCGUCACAGCAUAAACGGGGAUGUUUGUGAACCUUCGACAUCUACACAAGUAGACCCCGUGCGGGCGGAAAGUUCAAGCAAAAACGAAAGAAAACGGGGCGCUCGUGGCAAGCCGCUUUCAGUGUCCUCUGGGUACAGCUACUCCGAAGAUGAUGACGCCGCUCUUGCCCUAUCCCCGACCAAAUGCCAAGGAAGGAGCGAUGUAGGUGGUAACAACAUCCAUGGUGGGUAUGAAGCGAGUGAGAGCUCGACAGAUUCAGAAGACGUUGCUGGUGAGGUUGAGCAGGCAGGGCCAACAGUAUGGCAAGGAGCCACCAUGCCAGCAGCUGCCAGCCUUGAGGAAACCGUCAGCGUGGCACGGUCCCUGAUGGAGAUCUACCAGAUCAGCCUAGAAGAUUUGGAUGCUGAAAUAAUAAAACAUCAGGGAGACGUCAAUGCAGUUAUGGACAGUUUGGACCUGCGAGAGUCAAACUCCACAGACGAGAGUCUUCAAUAUUGACAUUUCCUGCAAUUUUGACAAACGGCUUAGUUUUCAUGAUGAUGCUCACCUUGACAUCGUCAUUGUGCCAUGGGUCGUCGUCC